AGUCAAUGGAGUGUUUACUUUGAAAUAGCUAUAGAUUUUCAAACGGCUUGCUUAGCCAUUAAAGUCUGAGAUACAAUAUAGUCAGUAUUCAGUGAGUUUAUUUUAGUGGCGAAAAGUCACUUACCUUAGGUCCUCUUGCAGUAAGAGCCCUUCACCGCCGACUUCGCCUCGUAGUUAUCUAGUAAUUAAUAUUAUAUCUAUCGACGACAACCGGAGGAAGGGAGAACGAGGCCGGUAAAUGAAGAAAAAAAAUCGAGACUUUAAAGUUGUAAAAAAUAAGUGAACCCUGCUGCUUCCUUACGUCGUUUCUAAAUGCCAUCUUUUGUGAGAGCGUGACUUGGAAUCCUCGACUAUUGACGGAAGAAAAGGGGAACGUGGUACGAGUUAACUGGAGUUUGUGAAGAACAGCGUGUGACCGUAGUGAGUGAGCAGCCUUCCCUAUGUGUGUGACAAUGGGCGACAUCAGCGACUUGGACCGCCAGAUUGACCAGCUCAGACGCUGUGAACUUAUUAAGGAAAACGAAGUGAAAGCACUUUGUGCCAAAGCCAGAGAAAUUCUGGUUGAAGAAAGCAAUGUCCAGAGAGUUGACUCACCCGUAACAGUCUGUGGCGAUAUACAUGGUCAGUUCUAUGACUUGAAGGAGCUUUUCAGAGUUGGAGGAGAUGUCCCAGAAACAAAUUAUCUCUUCAUGGGAGAUUUUGUAGAUAGAGGCUUCUACAGUGUGGAAACAUUUCUUCUUCUGCUAGCUCUUAAGGUGCGUUACCCAGACAGGAUAACUUUGAUCAGGGGAAACCAUGAGUCCCGGCAAAUCACCCAAGUCUAUGGGUUUUAUGAUGAGUGCCUCAGAAAAUACGGCUCUGUCACAGUUUGGAGAUAUUGCACAGAAAUAUUUGACUACCUGUCCCUCUCUGCUAUUAUUGACGGAAAGAUAUUUUGUGUCCAUGGUGGCUUAUCGCCUUCAAUACAAACACUGGAUCAGAUUCGGACCAUCGACAGAAAACAGGAAGUGCCUCAUGAUGGGCCUAUGUGUGACCUUCUCUGGUCAGACCCAGAAGAUACUACAGGAUGGGGUGUGAGUCCAAGAGGUGCUGGCUACCUUUUCGGUAGUGAUGUCGUGGCCCAGUUCAAUGCUGCCAAUGACAUCCACAUGAUUUGCAGAGCACAUCAGCUGGUCAUGGAGGGAUAUAAGUGGCACUUUAAUGAAACAGUGCUUACUGUGUGGUCAGCACCUAACUACUGUUACAGAUGUGGUAACGUGGCUGCCAUUUUGGAACUGGAUGAACAUCUACAACGGGAGUUUAUCAUAUUUGAAGCAGCGCCACAGGAAACGAGAGGCAUUCCUUCAAAGAAGCCAGUUGCAGACUAUUUUCUGUGAUGUCUUUUAAAUUGAUUUCACCAUUCACCAUUAAACCUUCUGCUGGGGAAUUCAGAACUGUUUAACUGUAAACCAGCAGAACCCUGGUCACGUCUAAACAAUCUGAUCCUUUUUCUUGUUUCUGUUUUUGUAAAUUCAACUCACUCAUGUACAUUUAUUUUUGAGAUGCCAUGUUUUUCUUUAUUCGAAAAAACAAAUCUUCUGUAGGUUUCACAAUGUAUUAAGUGAUUUUUUUUUUUGACUGGCCAUAGAGAGGCACUAUAUUCACUGCUCUUUAUCAUUGGUCAUUUUUAAUUUAAUCUGCAGGCUUGUCCGUUUCGAUAAUGUGAGAAUGUUUUUGUAUCUGUGUUUUUGCUAAAUAAAAGCCACUUGUCCAUAUUUAAAGCUUCACCAUCAAAUGUACCACAUAAAACAAUAGCACAAUCAGUGUUGU
Corythoichthys intestinalis (scribbled pipefish) is the source of this 1809-nucleotide messenger RNA. RefSeq names its product serine/threonine-protein phosphatase 4 catalytic subunit B. The record is from RefSeq and is a predicted model, not a curated record. Bases 441 to 1376 code for a protein of 311 amino acids. Gene Ontology annotation, biological process: double-strand break repair via homologous recombination. Gene Ontology annotation, cellular component: cytoplasm; nucleus. NCBI's taxonomy places the organism in Eukaryota, Metazoa, Chordata, Actinopteri, Syngnathiformes, Syngnathidae. Gene Ontology annotation, molecular function: protein serine/threonine phosphatase activity. The transcript has 9 exons.